GGAGCGGCGGUGGGCGGCCGGGUGGGACCGCGCCGGGGACAUGCACCUGACAGGCAGCACGGCGGCCGCACUGCGGCGGCCCCCGCGGCGGCGACGGGCGCCGCGGCCGCCACCGCCGCGUCGCCCGACAGCGCCGCGGGCUCCGUGCUGGCCGACACCUACACCAAGAUGACGUCCGACAUCCUGGCCGAGCGCACCCUCGGCGACUUCCUGUCCGAGCACCCGGGCGAGCUGGUGCGCACCGGCAGCCCGCACUUCGUCUGCACCGUCCUGCCGCCGCACUGGCGCUCCAACAAGACGCUGCCCGUCGCCUUCAAGGUGGUGGCCCUGGGCGACGUGCUCGACGGCACCUUGGUGACGGUGCGCGCGGGCAACGACGAGAACUUUUGCGCCGAGUUGAGGAACAGCACCGCCGUCAUGAAGAACCAGGUGGCCAAGUUCAACGACCUGCGCUUCGUCGGCCGCAGCGGCAGAGGCAAGAGCUUUACGUUAACCAUCACGGUGAGCUCGUCCCCGCCGCAGAUGGCGACGUACUCAAAGGCCAUCAAGGUGACGGUGGACGGCCCCCGGGAGCCCAGGUCCAAAACCAGGCAGCAGCAGCAGUUCCACGCUUUCGCCUUCGGCCAGCGGCCCUUCCUCUCGGGCCACUUCGGCGGGCCCCUGGACCCGCUGCAGCGUGCCGCCGCCGACCCGCUCACCUUCCGCAUGCCGGCCAUGACCAACUGCCAGAGUGAGUACGGGCUGCCCCACCAGCAGCAGGCCUUCCUAGGUGCGUUGCCCCACCGGCCGACGGCCGCCCGCCCGCCGCCCGCCUCGCUGGCGCGGCGCUUCGUGGCGCGUUGCGGCCCACUGGCA
Molecule: messenger RNA, 855 nt
Organism: Gryllus bimaculatus (two-spotted cricket)
Lineage: Eukaryota; Metazoa; Arthropoda; Insecta; Orthoptera; Gryllidae
Source: the annotation of a GenBank genome assembly